This is a messenger RNA of Pseudophryne corroboree (corroboree frog), 8779 nucleotides long. RefSeq names its product zinc finger protein 710 (gene ZNF710). Bases 403 to 2406 code for a protein of 667 amino acids. NCBI's taxonomy places the organism in Eukaryota, Metazoa, Chordata, Amphibia, Anura, Myobatrachidae. The record is from RefSeq and is a predicted model, not a curated record. The transcript is spliced from 6 exons.
UUGGUGGAGGAGGAGGAGGGGAGGAAGUGAGAAAACAAAAGAGAGAGAUAGAUAGAUAGAGAGAAGGUUCCCGGCUGGGUGGCUGCUACUUCUCUCUCUUUCUUUCUGUUUCCCCAGUCUGUCUCUUUCUCUCACAGACACCGAGGCUUAGGAGGAGCUGCUGCUUUGCAUCCCUUCACGUCAGCCCUGCCUCAUUCCCUUCUUCCUUCCUGCCGGAGAGAGACGGUGCUGCACGCCGGGGAGCCGGGAGAGAGGAGACAUCCCAGCAGCGGCAGCACCUAUGCCGCCUAUCAAGAGACCCUGCGCCCCCCGCACUGGCCGGACAAAUCCGUUGUGAAGACGCUACAACAGUUGGUGCCUGAAGUCAACACUCCAUGUUAAUCAGCAGGGCACACCAUUUUGAUGAUAUGUAAAAUGGAACGGUUUACGGACUUUGGCACCCAGACAGAUGCUGUGGUGGUGCUAUCCAUUGCACAGGCUGCAGUUCUGGGCCUGGUGUCUGACAAUGAGCUGUUUGGUGCCACAAUCAGUCCAAGUGGUUUCUUUCCUGCCUCCCGGAAUGACUAUUCAGAUAAUGGACCCACUGAGGCUGAACAGCCAGAAGGUGAGACCUACCUGAGCUCAGGGGGAAAGGUUGCAGCUGAGCCUCUGGAAGACGAGGUCUUGGACUCAGAAAAACACACAAGAAGGAAGAAGCGGUUGCCAGUUAGAGUCGUUCCGAAAAUUAAAUAUGAAAAGCCUGAGGAGGAGAAAGAUGAUGGAGAGAUCUGCCAAGUAGUGGUAGAAGCCAAAACUGAAGAGGGAGAAAGUGAGGAAACCAUUUCACAGGAUAUUCAGGAGCAGACAUGUGAGAAUGCCGUGCAAAACAGUACUGUGAAAAUGAUUGACCUCAGCACAUUCCGCAGAAGGCCAAAAAGGCCUCGGCACUUUCGGGAAAGACAACGGCAUGAGAUGGAGUCAGACUAUAGUCACAUUUUACAGCAUCCCCUGCAGAGCUCAUACCCUCUUCCACCUAUGCCUUUGAUACAAGGGAAUUCCAAUUUGGGGAGUAUGCAAAGGCAAUGCAGUUUUAGCCCUAGCUUAAUGCAGCAUAGUGACCCCAGAGUCCAAAUUGUCGGAUCUCCUAAGACAGAGGAAAAUUUGCAUAACUACAUUUGGCCGGAGCCUAACGAAUUUGAAACAGACCCAAUUGAAACAAUUGAGCGUAACAAAAAGGCCCAGCUGGACAGGCUAGACAUAAAUGUCCAGAUUGAUGAUUCUUAUCUGGUGGAGGCUGGUGACCGCCAGAAGCGGUGGCAGUGCCGGAUGUGUGAGAAAUCCUAUACCUCAAAAUACAACUUAGUCACACACAUACUGGGGCACAGCGGCAUCAAGCCCCACUCCUGUCCACACUGCAACAAGCUUUUCAAGCAGCCAAGUCAUUUACAGACUCACCUCCUCACUCACCAAGGGACAAGACCGCACAAGUGUGAGGUAUGCAACAAAGCGUUCACACAGACCAGCCAUCUGAAAAGACACAUGUUACUCCACACAGACAUCAAACCCUACAGCUGCCGUUUUUGUGGCCGGGGCUUUGCCUAUCCCAGUGAACUGAAAGCCCAUGAAGUAAAACAUGAAAAUGGCAGAUGUCAUGUUUGUGUUGAAUGUGGUCUGGACUUUGCUACUCUAACACAGCUGAAGCGUCAUAUCUCAUCACACCAAGGACCUACAAUGUACCAGUGUAUGGAGUGCAACAAGUCCUUCCACUAUCGCAGCCAGCUGCAAAACCAUAUGCUGAAACAUCAGAAUGUGCGACCAUUUGUCUGUAAGGAGUGCGGCAUGGAGUUCAGUCAGAUCCACCAUCUGAAACAACACUCCCUUACACACAAGGGGGUAAAGGAAUUUAAAUGCGAGGUAUGUGGGCGGGAAUUCACUCUGCAUGCCAACAUGAAGCGUCACAUGCUGAUCCAUGCCAGUGUUCGCCCAUUCCAGUGCCAUAUCUGCUUUAAGACCUUUGUGCAAAAGCAAACGCUGAAGACUCAUAUGAUAGUGCACUCCCCUGUCAAGCCGUUCAAAUGCAAGGUGUGUGGGAAGUCAUUCAAUCGAAUGUAUAAUCUGCUGGGCCAUAUGCACCUUCACGCCGGAUAUAAGCCCUUUAAAUGCCCCUAUUGUUCCAGCAAGUUCAACCUAAAAGGCAACCUCAGUCGUCAUAUGAAAGUAAAACAUGGGGUGAUGGACAUCAGUUUAGAGAAUCAAGACCCAAUGAUGGACCUUCCAGACCAAGAAGCCAAUGAUAUGGACAGCCAGCAGGAAAUGGGUGACUACGAGGAGAACUCCUACACUUACAAGGAGGUUGCGAAUGUGUCUGAAGAUCAUUCAUUGACAGAACAGACUAUGAAGGAAAUGGUCUAUUAUAACGUCUUAUAGUUAAAAGACUAAAUUUCAGACAUGAAGGAAGUCCCUGAUUUUGGCUGAAUCUGUAAUGGACAAAUUGUAUUUUUUUUUGCAUCCUCUCACUAAUGAAAGAAAUAAGUUUGAGCUCUGGUCUUUGACAACAGAGCAUCAACCUGUCAGCUGUGACCUUGCCUUAGGCAAGCAGUAGUGGAUAUUGGGCCAGACCAGCUCAUUGCUUCCGCAGGUAUGGUCUUCUGGAGAAAGACCCUAUCUCAGUAGGUUCCUUUUUGUCUUGGCCGUGAGAUACCUCUUUGCCUUGAUAAGAAGAUGGACUUUAGGACAUUAUAGUAGGUCCUUUAUGGACCAUGCACAGACUGUAAUUUAUGUUUUUGUAGUUUGACACUGGUUAUAGGUUUGCUCUUUCCACUUAUCAGUUGUGUUUCUCUGUAUAUGAAAUACAGUCCAGUGGCUUGAGUGAUCGCUAUCAGGAAACCUAGGGUUGCAGAGGAGGUUAAGCUACUACCUUUGAUUCAAACUCAUUGUCUUACACUGAAAGAUCUGUUUGGAAUAGGACUUAUCAAUACAUAAAAUGUAAAUUAGAAUUCGGGCCAGGUGCAAGAAUGUUUCCCAUGUUCAUUAGGAAACAAACACUCAAGGCUGCAGUGCAGAUUACAUGGACCAGAGUACUGCUUACUGUCCAGGGAGAGGGAGAGUAAAGAGCACUACACAUUAGGCGAUAUGCCGCAGAGGUGCCUGAAGGCAAUACGGCUGGCAGGUGACCCGGCAGCGGUGGGGAAGUGACGGGGGGAGUGAAGUUUCUUCACUCCCCCAUUCACCCGGCCCCAUAGCAAUGCAUGCUAAUAUGGACAAGAUUGUCCAUAUUGGCAUGCAUGCAUAAAUGACACGGCACCAACGAACAAGCACGGAGCCGCGCAUCGUUCAUCAUUGGUGCCUACACACUGAAUGAUAUGAACGAUAUCUCGUUCAUUAAUGAAUGAGAUCGUUCAUAUCUUUCAUUGAUGUUGCCUAACGUGUAGAGUCUAUUACAUAUACUUGCUCUUUGAUAAAGAGAUUUUUUUUUUUUUUUAAAUAAAGUGAAAUGAGGAAGAAUGUGUUUAAUUAUAUACACAGUGUAACAAAUACUGCUGCCUUUCUACCUCUCCUGCUCUCUGUAUUCUGUCAUUAUUAUACUGAUAUUGUACUGAUUGUUACUGAUUUGUGGGUUGCACUGUGCUUUUUAGGAUAUAAUGUGAAAGGUUAUUUGACUAGUGGAGAAAUAAUAUUUUAAGUGUCUUAAAAAUCAGUUUGAUAUACUGAAUAGGGAAACUUCCCAGAUAUGACUGUUGCAGUGUCUGACUAGGGCAUGGAGGGCCCGCCAAGAAGUCUAAUUCUAAAGGCCCCCUGUAUGUUUGAAAAACACAUUUUAUGAAAUGUAACAUUUAAUUAUUUAAUUACACAAUUACACAAUCUACAGUAUAUAUUUAUCCAUGCUUUUAGAUAUUGAAGUAAAAUAACUGUUCUUUCAAUCAUUUCCUUAGGUCCUAUGUUUUGGGACACUUCAGAUGAUUCUCUGGUAACUUGAAUGGCCAGCCCAUCAUACCAUUGAAGUUACAAAGUUCCUUUGGGAAAGAUUCCAAACAAUUCAAAUGAGAACAUACCUCAUAAAGAAACCAGAACCCUGCUGGGAGCCACUAUUUCAUAUUAAAGGCUUUCCAAAAGCCAUUGUUUUUACUAUGUAGCCUUACUGCCAAAGCAAACUAGAAAUUGCACUUAUAUGGGCUAUAAGAAUCCCUAUAGAUGGUUUGUAAGGGAAUUUUCAUGUACUGUUACUACAUAUAUUUGUCGCAUUGUAAAAACGUUUGCUGAAAAUGGUUUAUAGAUUAUAGUCCCCGGCCAUUCUGCUAGUUGAGGCAUGAUAUGAGACAGAGGUAAUUUUUACCAUAAUAGAAAAUGUACAUUUUAGAAGAUCAGAAGCCUAAAUGUAUUUUUGACAUUGGUUUGCGGAUGAUUUGAAUACCCUAGCAACGUCACUAGAACUGCCAGGAGAUACAUGUAUAUAAUCAGCACUAAUUCGAGGCUGUAAACGCCCCAUUUAUACUUGCACAAGACUACAAAUGAAAGGCUUAGCAUCUGCAAUGUUACUGAAGUAAUAAAACAAGGAAAUUGACAGCUCCAGCACUGACCUACUAUAUAUAAAUGAGACAAAUGUGAUUUGAUUCUUAAGGGCCCCAUACACUAGGACGAUUAUGCCCGAUUUCAUCCGAUUUCGGGCAUUCGGCCUGAUAUAUCUGAUGAAAUCUGGCAUUUUGGAGGCAUAUCCGAUCCGAUGCGCGUACCCGUUAGCAUCGGAUCCUCCAGAUUGAAUGUGCUGCACAUUUAGUCUGGUCCGACCCCGCAGACAUGGCUGGGAUCGCCCAAGAUGCAUCGUAAGCAAAAGGACAGCAUACGAUGUAUCUUGGGCGAUCCUGCCCCCCGGGAGGCUGCUGGGGGUGAUCGCCCGCGACAUGUCAGACGGACAUGUCGCGGUAGUGCAUGGGGCCCUUUAGAUUGUAGUGGACAAAGCAGAGUGUUCUGCCAGAGAGUCACAGCUGCAAAGAAUCUGCUUCCACCAACGGCACAGGUGUCUUCAGGUAUUGACAUUCAAGCAUUGUUGCUGCCUUUUUUGAAAUAUGUAAGCAGAACAGAGAUCUAUUGAUAUUUCAAUGCUGUGAUUUCAGGCAUUUGACAGUUCUCAGUGUAUAGUCCCCAAUAAUAGCAUGAUCAUAAUUGAUCUUUUUUUCCCCUCUUCUUUAUCAUUUAUUAAAUUGUGAAAUUUCAGAUAACUUUUAUUGGGAAGGACUGCAUUAUUGGAUAUUGUCCUGUAAUACUAUUAUUGUCCUCUGCUUAUAAUCAUUGUUUGUGACCUUUGUUAGAUUUUAUGUAACAGAUUGGAUUUUCUUAUACUUUCAUGAGACACUGAGACUGUGGGGGGUAUCCAAUUAGAGGUGAAGAAACAUCAGGUGAUUUUUUUUCCUGAUGUUUCACCCAUAUUUAUUUACAGGCUAUCCGUUUUGGUUGCCCAUAAAAAAAAUACAUUCAGUGAAACCUGUGUGUUUUCGGUAGAAACAGACAGACAGUUUUCAGGGAUUUGGUUUAGCCUGCAGGAUGCAGGUAAACCAAAAUCACCAAUAAGCCACGCCUUAUGUCGGCUUAUCGGGGAUAAUAGGAUAGCCCCCGGCAGGACAAUUAGCUCAUCCAAUUUGGUAAAUUACUUGUGUUGCGAAACUGAACAGUGAAUGUCCAGCAACUUGUCUGUUGCUGGUGCAAUUCGACUUUAUACUGUAGCUAUUGUGUUAGUGUCUAGAUGAUUUAAUUGCUACUGAAUAUAUUGCUUUGUGCAUUGUGUUUCAUAUGAGAAAAAGAUUACCCAAAAUGUAGAUACUUUAAGAAAAUAUUUAUUUUAUAAUGUUGGUCUAAUAUUUUGACUCGUCUUCUUCUAAAUCUAUUUUAAUUUUAGACUGUUUCUUCCAUAUAACUGAUAUUAUGUACUAUAAAAAAUAAAUAAAAUGAGGAAGCAAAGCUGUGCUAUUACCAAUGAUUUGUCACUGUCCUUAACUGACUGAAAAUAAAUUGGAUCAAAGACAUCACUUCACUACCAAAUACCACAAAUCAGUAUGGCUGAAAAGGCGUAGGUUGCACUAGAUUUGCCGACUCUGCCACCCAGCAGUCUUUCAGUGUAAUUACUGGUGUCAUAACAACGCCUGGAGGUGGCCUAAUACUGGGCUAGAACUUGAUGGACCGUAAAGCCCCUAGUCCUGCUUCUAGAGAGCAACUCCUUCAGUAAUGAUGGCAGAAAUGCUGUAGCACUACUUAAUGUAUUCUAAAUAUUUUUACUGAAAACAGUUUAUACCAUGGAGUGACACUCCACCUUAGCAACACAUGUACGAUACAUGCCUACUGUAUGGACCUCUCCUCACACAGCAAAUUUCUUCAUCUAGCUCCUAGCCACCAUAUCUCUGGGCAAAUAUGGGAGUUUCCUGAACAUUCCGGGAGACUAGACAAGUAUAAUAGGGCUUUAGGGGGAUAUCCUGUUAGCAGCAGUACUUUACUGCUGCUAAUAGGUUUGCCAGGGGCUAUCCUGUUAGACCUGAUGCCGGCACUUAUUGUGUAUUAUGCUUGUUGUGCCUCAGGCACACAAAGCAUAAUCCCUCGAUAAGCAGCUACCGGAGCCGGGAUAACACAUGGGAUCGGGAACUUAUCCCGGAUCCCAUGUGUUUUUGUAUGAUCGCAGAUCCAAUUUCGUCUGUUAAAAAUGACCUCUAUAUGGAUACCGAGAUAAUGACAGUCGGUCCAAAAUCGUGAUACUCAGCCCUAUUUAACAUCCGAAAAUGCAGCGGGAGUAAUUGGAUACCCCACCUUAUUAAUGUUGAUUCUUGUAGAACUAAAUAACACUGUGGCAGGGUAACAGACACUGAAUAAUACAACUUCUUAUGCUUUAUAGUAUGACUGACCUGUCACCUACAUAUAGUGCAUCUGUUUAAUAUUCAUGCAGAUAAUACGUACAUAAAGGCGAUUACUGCAUGUAUGCAGGAUUGGUGAAUAUUAGGCAGUUUCUUGGUAAUUCAUUCCCUAGGAAAGUAGUAAAAUCGUGAGCCUCUCAAUAUAAUGCCUUCCUGUUGAAUCGAUAAGAGGAAUAUUGGUUCAACCCCCAAAAAUGUUGACUCAGUUGUGUGGAGGUGCCAGGUAGUCUCUAAACAAAAAAACAAACAAACAGAUAUCCUUUUAUUUCAGAUGUCACCACACAGAACUUUGUACUUAAAAAAUAAAAAAGAGAGAAACACCAAUAUAUUUGAUAUUAAGUUCUACAUAGUGGAUAGAGGUUUUUAUUUAAACAAAAUCUUUGUGGUACCUUUGUGUAUGUAGCGCAUGAGAGGCUCCAGAUUCUUAUAUAGAUAUACCCCUAGAAUGAGAUCAUUUUAGUGCCAUAUUUCUAUUUUUGGGAGGUGAUUUGAGAUGCUUAAAUCAUCCCAGUUUCUUAAACAUGCAUCUGUGUUAAUAUAUUUUGAGUUUAUAUUUUAUAGGGAGUAAUUGCAAUGCUGUCACUGUCUUAGAUUAUUGGUGGUCGGGAGAUUCCUAGGUGGGUACUGAAUUAUGGCAAGGCCACGAGGUGUUGGUAUUCCGACAGUUUCUCCUGCACGUUGCGGCCACCCACAUUACAGAUGUUCCUUCACACCCUUCAUAGAGGUGUGCAGUAAAGUCUGCGAUGUUGGGGUGCUGUAAUAACCAGGAUGUGUGCAUUUGCACAUCAUUACCACAUAAAAUGGAAUAUAUACAUAUAACAAUCAUAGCCACUAAAAAUUAUAUAAUAAGCCUACACUAUCUAUUCACUUCUCCUUUUUGUUUUGUUUUUUAUUCUUGAAACUUCAAAGGCAUUUGUAAAAAUUAUUUAUUAAACAUUCAUUAAAAUUGUAACAAAAGUCUAAGAGUAAAAAUUCACAAACAUGUAAUGUUCUAGGAGCUUAUCACAACUACAGAUAUAAUGUAUUAUUCACACGGGAUUUCCAGUGUUGAAGGACACUGCAAUAAGGCUCUGAGGACAAAUACUGUACUUAUCUCAUGGUGGACUAAUAGGGAGUUUUGCAGAUUACUUUGCCACGUUGCAAACAUCACAUUCCCACAAUAUCUAAUUGAAAAUCCUGGAUUAUAACAGCUGCCUGUGUUUCCUAUACUUCUACACACACACACUGCCUGCACAACAGAGCUCUGCAAACAACCAUAUACUGUAUGUACAUAUACAUCAUUUAGUCUGUUAGACCAGGCUGGUCCAGUUCACGGAGUACUGUGUCAGUAUAGCUGGAAGACAUAGAACAUAGACGUGGGGUAUGCUUAUAAUCUGUGUUAUUGGAAGCGCUUGAAAACCAGUAGCGUUAUUGUCCGCGCCUUCCUAGAUUUAAUAGCUCUUGCUAGAUACUGUAUGAUGGGAAGAGGUGACGGACACCAGCAAAUGUGAAGAGUGUGAUCCAUCUGUUAAUGUGUCUACUUAAUGUGCCGUGUUAAUGUGUAGAUGUGCAAUGUAUAUGAAUCUUUUUGGUCUUUUCCAUCUUGCCUUCAUUGAUGCAAAACAAAUAAAUAAAUGUCUUAUCUAGAAGAGCAUAGGUGACCUCUAUGUACAGCCAAAGCAGUAGAUUUAAGCUUGAUUGUAGUGGUAUAUCACAAACAAUGUACCUCUUAUAGCACACAACCUAAACCUCAAAUAUGUCCGUUACCUAUAAAAAUUAUAAUGAAAAAAUGAUGGUCUUCAUAUUAAUUGCCUCUGUCACCUGAGUGUGUUUGAUACAGAUAAUUGUGUAGAGAAGAUGGCGUUGCCAAUAACACCAUUCAUUUCCUUUUAUUUUCCAGUCUCUUAAAUAAAAAUUGUAGAAUUGAA